UGUAGAUAUAGUUAAUUUGGAGAAUUGUUUGUUGCUCUGUUAAUAUUUUGUUAAAAAAUGCUAUAAAAAGUGUAAAAUAUUUAUUAAAACCUAACGAAAUGGCUACACAGAAACCAGGCGAAUGGGCCAAUUCAUUAUUGGCCCGUUUCGAAGAUCAGCUUCCUAAUAAAACAACCGGACCCCAUGGCACGCAGGCCAGAAUGAGCCAAGACCAAUUGGUGGGAUGUCUUAUACACAUUUCACGUUAUCGUUUUUCUCUAGUUAUAUCCGGUCUAACCAAAAUGCUACAACGAGUCAAUGAAGCGGCCAUUCAAACACGCCACGAAAGCGAUCGUUGUUACUUUGAGUCGUUGGUCAUUAUUUUAACCACCCUGGAACGCUGUCUCACAAAUCAAACCAAGGAUACGGCUCGUUUCGAAGAAGCCAUGAAUGUUAAACUUUUACUACGUGAAAUCACCCAAUUUAUUGAUGUCCAAAGUGAUAAUAAUCCCCAUGCCGCCCAAUUGAAAAUUUUAGCCUCAAAAGUUUUAUUCGCUCUCUCACAAAAUCAUUUUUCCGCUGUCUUUAAUCGUAUAUCGGCUAGGAUACAAGAGUUGGCCGCUUGUUCGGAUGAAAAUCCCGAUUAUUCGGAUAUCGAAUUGAUACAACACAUUGAUAUGGAUAUGAUAAAGCUGACGAAAUUGUUGCAGGAAACGAUAACGAAAUUUCGUUCGAAGAAGGCUCCACCUUUGAUUUUAUUAAACUCGAUAGAGAAGGCGAUAUGGAAUUGGAUAGAGUAUCAUCCGCAAGAGUUUCAGGAUUUGCAAAGAGGCAUGAAUCGUGACAUAUCAACCUGCUGGGAGCCUUUACUGGACUUUGUGGAGGCUUAUAAAGCCGAGAAUAAAAAGAGCAAAACUACUGUUUGGCCUUUGCAAAUGUUGCUGCUGAUAUUAAAUCCGGACUGUUUGGAAGCUACCGUAAACGAAAUACAUCAGGGCGAAAAGGAAAAAGACAAGGCCACCUCCAAAGCUCAAACACGUGACAAAGAUUUCUCUGCCAAACAAUUUAUAGAGAGCGUUAAGAGAGGCUUGGGGCCUCAUUCACCGUCAAAAAUUGUAACAGAAUCGGCGGCCAUAGCCUGUGUGAAAUUAUGCAAGGCAGCUACCUAUGUGAAUAUCAACGAUUCUAAUAAUGUGAUUUUUAAACUGGUCCAAUACAUAAUCAACGAUAUCAAAGCUUUACUCUUUAAUCCGAUUAAACCCUUCUCUCGGGGUCAGGGUUAUAAUUUUGCCGACAUAGAACUAAUGAUAGAUUGUUGGGUGUCAUGUUUUCGCAUUAAUCCCCAUAAUAUAGAGGCUUUAAAGGUGUGUUUGAAUCUAAAUUCACCACAAGCAUACCAUUUUGUUAUAGUGUGUUCCUUGUUAAGGCUGGCUCACAUUUAUGUAGAUUUUCGUUUGCAAAGUAAAAAUCCCUUUCGUAUUGUUAACCAGCCACGCUUGGCCUGGUGGCCCCAAACAGAUGUGGUACACUAUCGUUCGGCCGAUUUGAGGGCCUUAUUUACUGACACUUUAAAUAAAGCUACACAGGGUUAUAUAGCUCAUACCCCCUUAAGAAUGAUUACCUCGCUGACACUUAAAACCAAGGAUACCCAAAAAGGUUUAGCCAGAUCUGAGGAAGGCCCCGCCCACAAAAUGUUACUAUUGCUGUUGGUGCGUUUAAUACAUGCAGAUCCUACUUUAUUGCUAAAUACCCAGGGCAAAGUUGCCCAUGAGGUGCAGAGUUCCACAUUGGAGUUAAUCAAUGGUCUUGUUAGUUUGGUGCAUCAACCGUCCAUGCCGGAUGUGGCUCAAGAGGCUAUGGAGGCUUUAUUGGCUUUACAUGCCCCUGAAAAGAUAGAAGUUUGGAAUCCCGAGGCUCCCAUUAACACGUUUUGGGAUGUUAGCUCUCAGGUUUUGUUUUCGAUAUCGCAGAAAUUGAUACAACAUCAGAUAGCCAACUAUACUGAUGUUCUGAAGUGGCUAAGGGAGAUUUUGAUAUGUCGCAAUACUUUUCUGCAGCGUCAUAAGGACUAUGCUCAUGUGGGCAGUCAAAUAGCUAUUUGUAAACAGGCUCACAUUAAGCUGGAAGUGGUAUUCUUUAUGUAUCUGUGGUCUGUGGACUUGGAUGCCGUUCUGACCUCUUUGUCGUGUUUCGGUUUGUUGUGUGAGGAGGCUGAGAUAUGCUGUGGAUCGGAUGAAUUGACGGUAUCCAUGUUGGUGCCGAAUUAUAUGAUCUAUCAGGAACUAGCACAACUUUCGUCGGCUGCUACCGAUUCUCGGAUAUGUUUCUAUGACACCAGUCAUGGCAAUGUGCUGAAUCGUUUGCAUUUACAAAAACGCAUCAUGCAACUGUUACGCAAGAUCGAGCACUGUAUACAUGGUGUACAGCCAGCCUGGGAAGAAACAUUUAGAAAUUGGGAAAUUAUGAGUAAAAUGCUGCAAACAUAUCCCAAAUGCAAAACCGAAGAUGGCCAAGCAGAACUGUUUCACCGGGGCGUAGGCAAACGUCGAGCCAGUCAUCAAAGUUCUGAACAUGAUAUUGAGGAGCAAAUUACCGAAUGGGCCAAUAUGACUUGGUUCCUAUUGGCUUUGGGUGGUGUUUGUCUUAUUAAAAGGCGCCAGCAGAUAGUAGUAGCCGCCCAGGCUACUACUACCCACACCGCACACAGUUUAUCCAAUCAUGGACCAUUUCAUCAAUAUUCCCAAAGUUUUGGCUCGUUUCAACAGCCCUUACCGGCCGCCCAUGUACAUGCCUUAAAUCAGGGUUCUAUCAGUUCGUUGGCACAAAACUCUCUGCACUCGUUAUCGAGUUCUUCUAGUUCGGGCAGGGGUUCGUUAAAUUCGAAUUCGGUAUCAUUGACAGCUAUACCACAGGGACCACAACAGGAGGUGCAAUAUUGUCCAGUGACACAAUUUAUUGGCCAACUUUUAAGAUUACUUGUCUGCAGCAAUGAGAAAAUCGGCUUGAAUAUCCAGAAAAAUGUCAAAGAACUUGUGGGUGAGGAAAUGUCCACCUAUUUGUAUCCCAUACUCUUUGAUCAAAUACGUGCCAUAGUCGAGAAAUUCUUUGAUCAACAUGGCCAGGUUAAUGUCACUGACAUUAAUACGCAAUUUAUUGAACACAUUAUCUAUAUAAUGAAAUCGAUUUUGGAUCCCAAACCCAAUAAAGAUCCCAACAAUGAACAACCCUCAACAGCAGAGAAUUUGGGUGUGACUAGCAUUGAAGGUAUGAUGCUGGGCAUAGUGCGUUAUGUCAGGCAUUUGGAUAUGACUUUCUAUGCCAUUAGAAUUAAAACAAAAUUGUGCCAAUUGGUGGAGGUGAUGAUGAAGCGUAGAGAUGAUUUGGCCUUUAGACAAGAAAUGAAAUUUCGCAAUAAAUUGGUGGAGUAUUUAUCGGAUUGGGUAAUGGGUACUUCGCAUCAAAUAGCGCCGCCCAGUUCAACCGAUCCAACGAUGAUAACCAACACUUCGGUUAUAUUUAGAGACUUAGAUCAGGCUUGUAUGGAAGCUGUGGCUGCUUUACUAAGAGGCCUGCCUUUACAGCCGGAAGAAUCAGAUCGUGGCGAUUUAAUGGACGCCAAAAGCGCUCUAUUUCUCAAAUAUUUCACCUUGUUCAUGAAUCUUUUGAACGAUUGCAUAGAUAGUUCGGAAGCCGAAAAGGAACUGAACAACCCUCCCUUAUUGCCUCCCCGGCCACGUUUAGCUGCUGGCAAAUUAACCGCUCUGCGUAAUGCCACCAUACAGGCCAUGUCAAAUCUAUUGGGUGCCAAUAUUGAUUCAGGUCUUAUGCAUUCCAUUGACUUGGGCUACAAUCCCGAUCUACAGACUCGUGCCGCUUUCAUGGAAGUCUUAACUCAAAUUCUGCAACAGGGAACCGAAUUUGAUACUUUGGCUGAAACUGUUUUGGCGGAUCGUUUUGAGCAGUUGGUACAACUUGUCACCAUGAUCAGUGACAAGGGAGAAUUGCCCAUAGCUAUGGCUUUGGCCAAUGUAGUGACUACUUCGCAAAUGGAUGAAUUGGCCCGGGUGUUGGUGACACUGUUUGAUGCCAAACACUUGUUGUCUCCUUUGUUGUGGAAUAUGUUUUAUCGCGAGGUGGAGGUGUCCGAUUGUAUGCAAACACUAUUUCGUGGCAAUUCUUUGGGCAGUAAAAUCAUGGCUUUCUGUUUUAAAAUCUAUGGUUCGGCCUAUUUGCAAUUGUUGUUGGAGCCGCUGAUAAGACCUCUGUUGGAUAAUCCCAACACUUGUUUCGAAGUAGAUCCUGCCAGUUCUCAUUUCAGACUCGAUCCAGGCGACGAACUAGAUGUUAAUCGCCGUAAUCUGAUAGCUUUGACCAAAAAGGUUUUCGAUGCUAUAAUCAAUUCAGCAGAUCGUUUUCCACCGCAAUUGCGUUCCAUGUGCCACUGUUUGUAUCAGGUGUUGAGUAAACGUUUUCCAAAUUUAUUGCAAAAUAAUAUAGGAGCUGUGGGCACGGUAAUAUUUUUAAGAUUUAUAAAUCCCGCCAUAGUUUCCCCCCAAGAACUGGGCAUUGUUGGCAAACAAGUCCCAAGUUCGGUUAAGCGUGGCUUGAUGUUAAUGUCCAAGAUUUUACAAAAUAUCGCCAAUCAUGUAGAGUUCUCCAAGGAACAGCAUAUGUUGUGUUUCAAUGACUUUUUAAGGGAACAUUUCGAAGCUGGGCGCCGUUUCUUUAUACAAAUCGCUUCGGAUUGUGAGACUGUAGAUCAAACCUCGCAUAGCAUGAGUUUUAUAUCGGAUGCCAAUGUCUUGGCUUUGCAUCGUUUGUUGUGGACACACCAGGAAAAGAUUGGAGACUAUUUGUCGAGCAGCCGGGAUCACAAGGCGGUGGGCAGAAGACCUUUUGACAAAAUGGCCACCUUGUUGGCUUAUUUGGGACCACCAGAACACAAACCCGUGGAUUCUCACAUGAUGUUUUCCUCUUAUCCACGCUGGAGUUCCAUAGACAUGUCUUCGACAAAUUUUGAAGAAAUCAUGGUCAAACAUCAAAUGCACGAAAAGGAAGAGUUCAAGGCUUUGAAGGCCAUGAAUAUAUUCUAUCAAGCAGGCACCAGCAAAUCCGGACAUCCGGUGUUUUAUUAUAUUGCUAGACGAUACAAAAUUGGUGAAACUAAUGGCGAUUUGCUGAUCUAUCAUGUUAUCUUAACCCUAAAACCAUUUUGUCACUCCACCUUUGAGGUUGUUAUUGAUUUUACUCAUGUCAACUCGGACAAUAGAUUCCGCACAGAGUUCCUACAGAAAUGGUUUUAUGUUUUACCCGCCGUGGCCUAUGAAAAUGUGCAUGCUGUUUACAUAUACAAUUGUAAUUCUUGGGUUAGAGAAUAUACCAAGUUCCAUGAUCGCAUAUUGGCUCCUUUGAAGGGUAAUCGCAAAUUAAUGUUUUUGGAUUCACCCAAUAAAUUAAACGACUACAUCGAAUCGGAUCAACAAAAAUUGCCGGGAGCUACUCUAUCUUUGGACGAGGAUCUAAAGGUGUUUAGCAAUGCUUUGAAACUAAGCCAUAAGGACACCAAAGUAGCCAUUAAAGUAGGACCUACUGCUUUGCAAAUUACCUCUGCGGAAAAAACCAAAGUCUUGGCCCAUUCGGUGUUGCUAAACGAUGUCUAUUAUGCCUCGGAAAUAGAGGAAGUGUGUUUGGUAGAUGACAACCAAUUUACGCUAUCGAUAGCUAAUGAAAGUGGUCAAUUAAGUUUCAUACACAACGAUUGCGAUAAUAUUGUGCAAGCUAUUAUACAUAUCCGGAAUCGCUGGGAGUUAAGUCAGCCAGACUCGGUGACUGUGCAUCAGAAAAUCCGGCCCAAGGAUGUGCCGGGCACCUUAUUGAAUCAGGCUUUAUUAAAUUUGGGCUCUGCUGAUCCCAAUUUGCGCACGGCAGCCUAUAAUCUGCUGUGUGCUUUGACCGCCACGUUUGAUUUGAAAAUUGAGGGCCAGUUGUUGGAGACCCAGGGUUUGUGUAUACCCUCCAACAAUACCAUCUUCAUUAAAUCGGUGAGCGAAAAACUGGCCACCAAUGAGCCCCACUUGACCUUGGAAUUCUUAGAGGAAUGUAUACAGGGCUUCCAACGUAGUACCAUCGAAUUGAAACAUUUGUGCUUGGAGUACAUGACUCCUUGGCUAAAGAAUUUAGUGAAAUUCUGUAAAUCCAAUGAUGAUGCCAAAAAACUGAAAGUAUCUCAGAUACUCGAUAAACUUAUAUGUCUAACCAUCGAACAAAAAGAAAUGUAUCCCUCCGUUCAGGCUAAGAUUUGGGGUUCCGUGGGCCAAAUACCGGAACUUAUUGAUAUGGUAUUGGACAAUUUCCUGCAUAAAUCGAUAAUAUACGGCCUGGGCUCGCCGCAAGUAGAAAUAAUGGCUGACACAGCGGUGGCCUUGGCUUCGGCCAAUGUGCAAUUGGUCUCCAAAAAGGUUAUAACACGCAUGUGCCGUGUUAUGGACAAGACAUGCACCAAUCCUACACCCUUUCUGGAGCAACAUGUCAUGUGGGAUGAUAUAGCCAUCUUGGGACGCUAUUUGCUUAUGUUGUCCUUUAACAAUUGCCUAGAUGUGGCCACCCAUUUGCCGUAUCUCUUCCAUACCAUUACGUUCUUAGUGUGCUCUGGUUCUUUGUCCAUGCGCGCCUCAACUCAUGGUCUAGUCAUUAAUAUCAUACACUCCUUAUGUACCUGUACGAAACCCAUAUUCUCCGAAGAAGCUCAAAGAGUGUUACGUCUGUCUUUGGAUGAAUUCUCCCUGCCCAAAUUUUAUUUACUGUUUGGCAUCAGUAAGGUGAAGUCAGCGGCUGUAACCGCUUUCCGGUCCAGUUGCCGCCAUCCCCCCGACAAGUGGCUGGGAAAUGAAAGAGUAUCUCAGCCAUUGCCCGCCGAUAGAGAGCGUUUAUCGCUGCCUUCUUUGGAAGUUAUAACUGAUGCUCUUUUGGAAAUAAUGGAGUCCUGCAUGCGUGAUGUACCCGAUUGCCAGUGGCUGCAGACCUGGAAUUCUUUGGCCCGUAGUUUUGCUUUCUGCUAUAAUCCUGCUCUACAGCCGAGGGCUUUAAUAGUGUUUGGCUGCAUUAGCAAGAGUGUUACGGAUCAGGAGGUUAAGCAGCUGUUAAGGAUUUUGGUGAAGGCGGUAGAGUCUUUCAAUGAUAUCACUCUUAUUGAGGCAAUUGUCAUGUGUUUGACACGCAUUCAACCGCUGUUGAGACCGGAAUCUCCCAUACAUCGUAAUCUCUUUUGGGUGGCCAUUUCCGUGUUGCAAUUAGAUGAGGGCAACUUAUAUGGUGCCGGUUUGGCUUUGUUGGAACAAAAUCUACAUACCCUAAAAUCCCAGGGUUGCUUUGACAGUGCCAACAUUGCUGAGGUCAUGAUGUGUACACGCGAGAAACUGGAAUGGCAUUUUAAACAAUUAGAUCAUGCGGUGGGUCUCUCAUUUCGCAGUAAUUUCCAUUUUGCUCUAGUGGGGCAUUUAAUAAAGGGAUUUAGACAUUCUACACCGACCACCGUAUCACGCACUUCCCGCAUCCUGACCAUGUUAUUGGGCAUUAUAGCCAAACCUUUGAGACGAGAUAAAUUUGAGGUGACACCCGAUAGUGUGGCCUAUUUAACCGCUCUGGUGGCGGUUUCAGAAGAAGUAAGAUCACGUUGCCAUGUCAAACAUGCCUUGCCCAGAUGGCCAGUGGAAUUGAAUACCACCUUAGAGAAUGGUGAGGCAGCAGCUAAUGGCACACAUAAUCAAUUUGGCAUGGCUUUAUCACGCCGUCAAAAAUCUUGGGAUAUUUUAGAUCAAUCCGCUUUGAAUUUCGCGCGUCAUCAUAAAGUACCUGUACAACCGGAACGCGGCUCACGUACCUCUGUAUCCAAUGAAUCGAAUGUUCUAUUGGAUCCUGAAGUUUUACCUGAUUUGUCAAUACAGGCUUUGGUUUUAACCGUAUUGGCAACAUUAGUAAAAUAUACCUCCGAUGAAAAUGAAACACGAGUGUUGUAUCAAUAUUUGGCCGAAGGAUCAGUGGUGUUUCCCAAGGUUUUUCCAGUAAUCCACUCUUUAUUGGAUCAAAAGAUUAACAAUAUACUCUCCGUGUCUCACGAUCAAGUUGUUUUGAAUUCAGUACAAAAUAUUAUCCAAAAUAUGUUGGCCAGUGAAGAUCCCUCACAGCAGCAAUUGCAUUUCCUACAAAGUUGUGGUUUUGGUGGUUUGUGGCGUUUUGCCGGGCCCUUUACCAAAUACAAUGUCAUGGGCGAGUCAUCCGAACUAUUUGUCAACUGUCUGGAGGCCAUGGUAGAGACUUGUCUGCCCGGCGACGAACAACAGGCGCCCAUUGUACCCUUGGUGCGACCCUACAAUUUAAGUUCCAGCUUGAGUAGUUUGACGCUGGGUUCUCCCACGGAUAAAGCCGCAUGAAUAACAAUCAAUCCACGCACUAGACGUACUACUACUAUGUUUUCCAAUUUUUUGAGAUUUUUUAAUUUAUUCAAAAAGUGUUUUUAAAUAAUUGAAUUUUUGAAAAUUUAAGAGAAAAAAUUUGCAUAAAACAACGAACAAUUAUUGUAAUUUAAAUACAUACGUCAAAAUGCGUUGGAUGGGAAUUGAAAUGUAAAAUUAAAACGAAAUCAAACAACCAAAUGGAAUUGCGCUAGAAGGCUCUACUUACUAACUUCCUCUUGAGAUUUUGGAAAUUCUACAAGGAAUUUUUUAAUUAUAAAUAUAAAGAAUUUAGUUUAUUCCUAAUUAUAAGUAUGUAUGUAUAUAAUUAAGAAUACCUUGUUAGAGUGUCAACAAGUUCCUAAAUCUGAACAGAUUAUGGCCUCUUUUAACAUAAGUGCUGGUUCACACAUGUCAAAUUUAAUUGAGCCAGAUUUGUGUUUCUACAAUAGAGAGAGGAAGAAAAAGAGAUAAAUCUUUCAAAAUCGUCACUCUCUCUCUCUCUCUUCUAUAAACUCAAGACUUGCUCAAGUAAACUUGACUAGUGUGAACCAGUUCAAAGAUUUUACUCUCCGGGGAACUUAGUGUUAAAAUAGAGAGUGAAUUUAUGAAAGCAUCAGUGUGUGUCAUAAAUAAAGCAACACUAACUUGGACCAAAUUAAAAAAAAAGUUUUAUAACAAAAAAAAAACAUACAAACAUAUAACGUUUUAUUUAAGAUAUGCUAAAUAGUUAAAUUAUUGUUAAAUCAUUUAUAAGUAGUUAAAGAAAAAUCUUCCAAUUUCAUUUUUAUAUUCAAUGACUUACUUAUUUAUUGUGUUUAAAUCUAAAUGUGUUAAAAUUAGUAAAAUUUGUACCGUGUUAAUUUAAAAAAAUAAAUUAACUAGAUUUACUUAGUGACGUUUAUUGCUCGUCUAAAAACUGUAGUUAAAGUGUUAAAAGAAAAUGGUUAGUCUUUAAUUUAUGUCAUGCACUGUAUGUUUAUAUGAGUACAAUAAAAAGUUUUAGAAGAUUUUUAAAUAUAUUUAAAGUCCAGUAUGCAGAAACCAUUUUUGAGAUACUUUUAGAGACCUACGAACCUCAUACAUAUCUGUGUAAAACAGCGUCCAAACUACACAAUAUAAAUUAAUAAGAUUUAUCCCAAUUGUUAAUCAUAACCCUAAACAUUUGGUAUUGAAAAUCAUCCAAGAGUGCUAUAUUCGACUGUGCCGAAUCUUAUAUACAUUUCACCAUAUUAUACUUUAAGACAAAAACUAUUGGGAUGUAACUUCCCAAUAGUUUUGAGGACAAGAACGAAUCAAUCCAAUUUAGGAUACUCUGUUCUGAGGUGAGGCGUAUCACAGAAAGAACGUUCUACAUCGAUCGAAACAAAUAGUAGUCGGACGGAGUAAAGUCUGGACUAUAAGGCGGGUGAGGCAAAACUUCCCAAACACUUCAUUAUAAAUACUUGUUAACAGGUAUUGCAUAAUGUGGCCGAGCGUUGUCAUGAUGGACUAUCACGGUUUCAUCAGUUCGGUACAGAUUUCAGCAGCUCAUAAUAGAUAGGACCCUUUAGGUUCCAUCAAAUACAGAACAUUAAAUUAGCGUCAUGGAUAUUUGACUUUGGUAUCGAUUCGGUUCGGCUUCACAUACGAUCUCUUACGCUUCGGGUUAUUGUAAUGAAACAAUUUUUCAUCGCAAGUAAUGAUUCGGUGCAAAACUGAUUGCAAAAUCGUCUUUCAGGGACUCUCGGCUUCAAUUCAUAUGGUGCCCAAUUUCCCAGCUUUUUGAUGAAUCCUGCUGCUCCCAAAGUUUUGAAAUUGCUGUUUGAGUAGCUAGAUUUUGCAAGCUCUUGUUGAGUUUGAUAACAAACUUCAUGGCCUGGACGAUCUUUGUCUUCCGUGUCAAAAUCACCACUUCCGAGAAAGCCAUCUCUCGCACGUUCAAACCGAUGGAACACAUUCACCAUAAGCUUUAGUGAGCAAUCGAUUUGAUUCAGCAUUUAGCUGUUAAAGAAGUAAAGCAAAACUUCCUGUUUAUGAUGCCUUGUUGGGACAAAAUUCGACAUUUUCGAAGAAAAAAAUACUUUGUUGUUUACUCUGCACAGUGGGGCAGAAUCCAAAUUUUUUGGAAAUAAAUCUGGCGUUUCUAAACGGCCUGUCCGAUUGGGAUAAAAUUCGACGUGGGCCUAGCCAAGGAUUAUUCGAGUUUAAGUUAUUAAAAUGGACCCAAUAUAAUUGGUAAUUUAGUUGUCCAACUAACAAAGAAAUUUAAGUCCAUUCGGUUCAAAAGCGGACAAAGGUUUGGAAAAUUUUUAAAAUUUAAAUUUUGAAAUGCCUAUAACUCGGAAAUUAUAAAAGAUAAAUUGCGCAGCCGAGCGCUUUCCAAAAAUAUAAAAAUCUUUGAAAUCGGUUGGAAAACAAAAAUUGCACGUGUUUAAAUAUUUUACACGUCGAAGGUACUCUACUUCUAGCCCCCAUAGCGUCGCCGCUGGAGCAUUUGUAGGAUACAUUUUAAUAACUUAAACUCGAAUACUCCUUUGUGGCAGUCAAAUCUCUUUCCACCGAGAAAUUUUCCAAUUUCUCCUCAAACCAAGAGGUAGUCUGCUAUCAAUGGCCGUCAAACACAAACUAAAUGACGCAGCUUGUUCAAAUUUUGACAAAUGUCAACUAACAUAUGCUUGUUGACAGGGACAGUUGGGGUUUUCGGAAAGUUCCUUUCAAGAGAUAGACGGACAUUCGCUAUCUAUAACGAUCCGGAAUAAAAAUACAUUAUGGGGUCGCAAAUGAAAAAUUUACUUAUGGUGAAGGUUAUAAAAAGUAAUGGACCAAAAUAAAAGAAAUUCAAGAAAUUUUAAAUAAUUUAAUUACCACAUAAUUCUGUUCUCAGCUUAUUUUAAAAAAAAAUCCCCUAAAUACUUCACAGCAUUACAAUGUUACACAGGCAUACUGGACAAAUUUAUCUGAAGAGGCUUUUGAACAGCUUAGGCUAAAAAUCACUCUCUAUUUUUAAUGAUAGCAGGCCGAUACUCCAAAAUAUACUUAAAGUGAUAAUUUUGUUUUAUUAUACAUAUAUUAUAUCUACUAACAAAAAUUAAUUAACUAAUUGUAGAUAAACAUACAUUUAUUUUUUAUUAAUAAUGAGGCACAAAUUAAACAAACCGACAACGUAAUAAUUGUCGCAACGUACAAAAUAAUAAAGAAAAUUAUUAAUACUUAAAUAAAAAGCACAACCUUAAUAUGAAUUAAAAUUCAAAAAAAAAAACUGAUUUGAUAGAAAUUUUAUAGAACAAAAACUGAAAUUGUAGAAAUCCACAUUUUUAUUAUUAAAAUGCACUCAGACAUGAAGGAUUGUCAUGGAAAGAAAAUUGGAAAAAAGCGAUACAGAAGAACUAUAAUGUUUUUAAAUUUAUGCGAUUACAUUAAAUUUGUUCGCAAACGAAUUAAAAGAGAGCAAAUAUAUACAGUUAAUUGUAAAGUAUGGACAAAUUUGCACUAACAAAUCGCUGCCAAAAUAAUGAACAUUUUUUGAAACGAAUAAAUUUGUAAUUCAAUCAUUUGUCUCUAACAAAGGUUCGAAAGAAUUAAUUCGAUUCAUAAGUAUUAGUACUUCAAAUGUUUUUAAUUCAUUCCUUUUAGAUUGCAUUCUUUAAAGAAUGAAUUCCGUAUUGAAUUAUUCAAAGUGUCUUAAUUCAAAUCAUUAUAAAAUAGCUUACAAAUAUUUAUUGAAACAUUCAAUUUGUUUUCAAUUACAAUCAAUUAAAAAUAGGCUUUUGAAAAAGUUCGAACUUUAUUUUGUAACUGACUAAAAACCAAACAAAAAUCAAUUGAAUGAAGAAAAUAUAUUUUCAUUAAAUUUGGAUUAGAUUUGAAUUAAGAAAAAUGUAUUCAUAGGUUGAAUGAAUAUUUUCAUGAAUUAAUUUAACAAUGAAUAAAUUCUAUUUAAACAAAAGCCUUUAAAUAAAACAAGUAAGAGAGCUAUAUUCGGCUGUGCCGAAUCGUAUAUACCCUUCACCAAAUUAUACUUCAAAAUAAAAAUUUUAAAUAUUUUUAGGUAAACAAAAUUUAUUUUUUUUCCAAAGUUGUUUCUUUAAUUUUUUGGAAAAAAAAUGUUUCGAAUUGUUUUUUUUUUUUAAUAUUUAGCGAAAAAAAAACUUGGCGGAAAUAAAAAAUUCGGGUUAAAAAAUAUUUUUUGACCCAUUGUAGGUCCAACUUACUAUGGUCUUAUAUACGUCGUUGCAAAGGUCUUUGAAAUAUCUAUCAUUAGAUAUCCAUAUUGUCUAUAUUAAUGACUUAGUAACCCAGAUAUAGGUCAAAAAUCGAGGUUGUCUUUGUUUUUUCUUUAUAUCUCAGCCAUUUGUGGACCGAUUUUCUCGAUUUUAAAUAGCAGCCGAUCCGGAAGAAUUCCGGACAUAUUCAGCCCAAUUAUGAAUAAAAACUCUCCGGGAAUUUUUUUCCUUUUCUCCGUUUUCCUUUUUAAAUUUAAUGGGAAAAAAUUCCCAGGGAACAAACUCGUGUAUGUAAGUUAUUUGGGGGCUUUGGAAAGUUGAUUUCAACAGACAGACAGGCGGACAUGGCUUAAUCGACUCCGCUAUCUAUAAGGAUCCAGAAUAUAUAUACUUUAUAGGGUCGGAGAAUUAUAUUGUGGAAAUUACAAACGGAAUGACAAACUUAUAUGUUAUAGCCUUCUCACGAAGGUGAAUUAGUUUUUUGUAAUGGUUUUAAUAAAUGAAUUAUCGAUAAUUUCAAUUCUACAUUUAGGAUAGUAAUAAACAAUUUCAUGAAAGCUGCGAUUUGAAUUCUGCAGAUUUCGAAAAAGCCACGAUUUUUGGCAAUAAUUUGGUAUACCUGCGGAUUCGGCAGUGACGAAUCUUAUAUACCCUUCACCAAAUUAUACUAUAAAAUAAAUUUUUUAAAAUUUUUAUGUAAACAAAAAUUAAAAAAAAAAUUUUUGAAAAAAAAAUUUAAAAUAUUAAUUUCAAAAUUUGAAAAUUUGUUUUUUAAAUUUUUUGUGAUAAAAAGAAAAAUUAAAGCGUUUAAAACUAUAAAAAAAGAAUAAGAACUUUUAUAGAUUUCUCCGCCAUGUAGAGCAAAGACAUGGUUGCGACAACUAUGUAGUCAUUAAUGUUUAUAGCUAAUGAAUUUAUGGUUAAAUACAUUUUAUGUCUAUAAUAAUAACAUGUUCUCUAUAGCAAUGCAAUGAUAAGAAAUACUGUAUAAUAUGUUCCUGUAGCUACAAACAUAAAUCAUCACCUAAUAGGUAUAAAAAUACUAAUAAGAUUGAGCUGGAAUCAUAUUAUGGUUGGGAUCAACCAUAGCAUGGUUGAUCUCAAACAUAAUAUGAUUGUGUACAACCAUAAUAUGAUUGUGUACAACCUAAUAUGAUUGUGUACAAACAUCAUGUUUUUACAUGAACAUUUUUGGUUGAGGUGGGACAUAAUAAAAUUAUGCUUGUGUUCUAUUAUAAUAUGAUGGUUGAACCAUAAUAUGAUUAAUAAUGGAUUAAAUUAUUGUUAAAGCUACGUUUCCGCAUACAUUGUAAUCGGCACUGAAGAAAGGUUAGUUUCAGAAAUCGGCAACGAAAAUUGGGAACGAAACGGCACCGAUUAGUAACGAAAAACCUGUCAUUUGGGGCCGGAACGAAAACAACUUCAAGUAGGUUGUUUUCGGUGCUGUAGGAACGAAAUUAUUUUAAUUAUUUUUUUAUUUCAAAUUUAAAGAAAAUCAAAAUGAAUAAAAAAAUAAAUUUUCUUUAUUGGAAGAGGAAAAAAUAAUAGAUUUUGUCAAAAAUAUUGAAAUUUUAUUUGAUGUGCGACAUCCAAAAUUAAAAAAUAAUUUCGUUUCUGUUUUAUGCCGCAGCGCACCCAACUGAAACGAAAACAAUUCAGAAACUAGACGGUGAUGAACACCAACGUUUUUCAGUUUUCGUUAUCGGCGGCUAUUACGGUGUAUGCGGAAACCCAGCUUAAGUCGGACCAUAUGAUAUUUUAUAAUGCUACACAUUAGUAAUAUUAUGAUCAUAUACUUAUGAACAACAAUAUAAUUUGACAGCAACCAUAAAAUCCAUUCAUAAUAUGACGCUAUUAGAUUAUGGUCACCACAACCUUGGCUUUUUUUUGGCGUGUAGCUCAGACAGAUAUAGAUGAGAUAUUUUCACCAUAUUUACAUUAUGAAUAUAAAAUUUAUGAAAUAAAUAAAGUCAAGUUUUUAGGGAGUUAACAGACAGUUUAAAUAAAUUUAGGCGAUUGUCAUUUAUACAUAGAGCGGAAACUAGAAAAAACGCAUACGAGUGUUGGUUUUGUUUACUAAUACAUACAUUCUCACCACUUAGGUUUUUUUUACAACUGAGUUAGGUCUUUGACAAGAGAGUUUCCGAUCUAUGUAUAUUUAUAUAUGCUUUUGUAGUUACACAUUUUUCUUUCUAUACUUUAUUCUAGGACAAUUUCCUCUCUGAUUACCAUUCCUUAGUCUGAGUGUGUUACAAAUAAAUACCCUAAUAUAUGCAAUACACAAAUUCUAAAUAUCAUACCUACGAAAAGUAUGUAAAACUACAUCUCACCUGCCGUUAUUAUUUUUAUUAAUUUUAAUAUUUUUACAUAUACAAAAAUAUUCAUUAUUUAAAUAUUUUAAUAGCAGCAUUAAAAAGAAAACAAAAAUAUUUAAGAAAACAGAAAUAGUUACUAAUUCUACAUAUAAAUCAAUGGUAUUGUAUGUUUGUAUAUUUUUUUAGUCAAAUGUGUGAAUAAAUCUUUAAAAAAAAAUAGUAAAAAUAUAUUUAAAGCAAACAAAUAAAACUAAAAAAAACUAAUAUAUUUUUUGAUUAUUAAAUUAAACAAAAAACCAACAAAGAAACGAAUUCAUUAUUAAAUGAUGUACUAUAUUUACUAUUUAUUAAUAAAACAAAAACAAACAAACAUAUUUAAAACGAAAACAACCCCCAAAUAAAAUUAAUCAAAAACAUAAAAUUUAACGAGAAAUUAAUAAAAUUUAAAAAAAAAACAAACUAUUGUAUCUGAGUGUAUGUGUCUGUAUGUAACGAUAACUAAAUGUUUUACAGCUGAUUUAUGUUAAUUUUAUGAAAAAAAAACUAUGUAUAAUUUAUUUGUUAAAACAAACUAAAAAACAAAACGAAAAUAAAACAAUUACACAAACAUUUUAGUAAAAAUUUAAAUAAAACGUGAAUAAAACUAA
Messenger RNA from Calliphora vicina (urban bluebottle blowfly), 15596 nucleotides. It is a transcript of the gene Nf1, whose product is annotated as neurofibromin 1. Gene Ontology annotation, biological process: regulation of GTPase activity. The transcript is spliced from 22 exons. Lineage: Eukaryota; Metazoa; Arthropoda; Insecta; Diptera; Calliphoridae. Bases 99 to 8408 code for a protein of 2769 amino acids. The record is from RefSeq and is a predicted model, not a curated record.